Molecule: messenger RNA, 1673 nt
Organism: Asterias rubens (European starfish)
Lineage: Eukaryota; Metazoa; Echinodermata; Asteroidea; Forcipulatida; Asteriidae
Exons: 2
Coding region: 108-1577 (489 amino acids)
Source: RefSeq, a predicted model, not a curated record
UUUGACUGUUCCAUUUGAAGGGCCUAAUUCUCAGACUUAACUGAAGCCCUCUAUUGACCGCUAAAUGUAGAGUCUGCAGAGCUUAAGACUGUUUAUUUUGAGUAAUCAUGAUGGAGCAAUACAUCGAACAAGAAAAUGAAGACAUUGAACAUGGGGUUACCAUUCAGCAAGUCGUUGAGAUUACAUGCCAAACAGACCCAAUUGGUUGUACGUCAGUAUUGCUCGGUGGAAUGGUGGAGAUCAUUCAGGCCCAAGAUCUUGAAAUUCCAAUACCAGAGGCGCCACCAUCGAGUGAGCAAGAUAUCAUUGUCGAUGAUCAAGUUAAUCUAGCUUCUCCACAGGCAACAUGGAUCAAAAAGAAAAAGGCUCAGGCAUCAUUCAAACGCAAUAAACCAAAACUUCUUGAUGGCCUGGGAUAUACGUACAAUGUCAAAAGGACGCGUGGAUUGGCCACUGACUGGCAAUGCACUGUAAGAAGUAAAGCUCUUACUUGCCGAGCGAUUGUCAAACAACAAAAUGGCACAUUUACUCCAGGUCCUCAACCACAUCUCCACUUUGCUGAGCCAGGUAUAUCUUCUCGCAAGUUGGAAAAUCUGACGUCUCCAUUAAAGAAAGAUAAAAAAAUGACUGCAAAAAUGAUGAAAGCCAUGAAAGGCAAAAAGGCAAAAAGCAAAGGAAGGAAAGGCUCAGAAAAACAAUACUACUCAAAUUAUGUAUUCGGACAACCGAGACUAAUUGAAAAGCGCACGGGACACACAUACAACUUUAAGAAGUCUAAUGGAGAUACUGCUUAUUGGAAUUGUUCUUUAAAUAGUAAAAGCUUCAAAUGUAAAGCCACUUUGAAGCAGAAAAAUGGAGAGUUUACUGCUGGCUCUGAGUCCCACUGUCAUGUCGGAAGGGGAAAUACUACUAGUACCACUGCACCAAAAAUGCUUGUCAAAACACCGCAGUGUAAACGAGACAAGAGUAUUACUAAACAAGCUUGGGACAUUGUUAAUGCCAAGACCAAAUUACCCAAUCCAUGUGAGUCACAAGAGCGAGAACUCAGUGAAGAAGCUUAUGCCGCAGGUUUCCGAAUACUUCAGGCAGCAACUCAUCUAAGUCGCCCACGACUCAUUGACAGUCAGGGAUUCACGUACAACAUCAAAAGAGCUAGAAGAAACACUGUUGAGUGGCAGUGCACUAUCCGCGGCAGGAAGAUGUGCUGCUUGGCCUCGUACAAAGAAAUUGACGGAAGAUUUACAGCAGGACCCCACGCUCAUCUUCACACCGCAAAGCCAGGAGUAUGCUACAAAACCAAAGUAGCGGCCAAGAUACGUGCCAAGGCUUUAUCUGACCUCUUCCAGCCGACGUCGGAGAUUGUUAAUGAGGUCCUCCUGCAAGAGGUAGCGGAGAAGCCAAGUGCCACCAUCCUGAAGCCUGAUAACUUAACACGAAUGGCCAGCAGGGCCAGACAGGCUUCCAAAGCCAAAUUUGUGAAUGACAUACUUUAUGGGGUCGCUGGUUUCAAACCUCAUCCUGGUGACGACGAUUAUGACGGUAGUGAUGAUGAAAUUGCAAGAGAUGAGGACAGUUAAAUGAAAAAUUAGGUGACUGCUGGAAUUGUUUGAACUCGGUGGUAACCAGAACUACUCAUCCACUUCAUUCAACUGUGAAAUCUCAGGCUGCUUGAG